Molecule: messenger RNA, 3732 nt
Organism: Trichoderma virens Gv29-8
Lineage: Eukaryota; Fungi; Ascomycota; Sordariomycetes; Hypocreales; Hypocreaceae
Exons: 5
Molecular function (GO): protein binding
Source: RefSeq, a predicted model, not a curated record
GAGAGCAUCUGGAACAGCGCUUAUGAUACACUGAAAGCCGAUGAACCAAAAUUGGUACGAGCAUAUGAGAAGAUCUUGUCUUUAAAGCUGAAUUCGAGCUCUGUGUCUCUGGAGCCCGCGAAUGUGGAGAAUACCAUCGACAAUGAAAGCGUUCUGGUGAGAAGAGACCAGAUGCACAAGUUAAUCAAUGAGGGUUUGAGCAAAACAUUCCGAGAGGCGAAUAUCAAGAACGACAUGGGCACAGUUAUGCAAGUCGUCAACACUACCAAAAAAUUAGUGAGCGAUGCAAUCAAGGACAUGCCACAAGCUGCUCUUCCUUGGGCUCUAGUCUGUGUUUCCCUCUCAAUCUUGGCCAACCCGAUAUCGCAAACCGAAGCUAAUCACACGGGCAUUGAAUAUAUUGGAAUCACGAUAAAGUGGUAUUGGGAGCAAGCUGUAUUACUUUUUGACGACAACUCAAAAGAUCCUUCUUUCACUGGGGUCCAAAGUGAGCUGCGAAUGGCAUUUAUCGACUUUUACAAAAAGCUUCUGCGAUUUCAGAUGAGAAGUAUCUGUAACUAUUACAGGCAUCGGGGUUUCAUUUUCCUACGAGACCUCGUAGAGCUAGACGACUGGAAUGGAAGUCUGCAGUCUAUUCGAGCAGACGACACUUCUCUUCGCAAGAAAGUCAAAGCAUUCCUGAGCCUUGAAUCGGAGUCACAUCUUAGAGUUAUAGCCCAUCACACCAAGGCACAAGCAAGGCAUCAAAGGACUCAAGAGGAUCAACAGUGCCUUAGAGAUAUACGAAUCACGGAUCCUCGUGCUGACAUGAGACGCAUUGAAAACACCAAAGGAGGUUUAUUGCAAGAAUCAUACCGCUGGAUCCUUGAAAAUCCGCAAUUCCAGACUUGGCGUGAUAACGAUGAUAACCGUUUGCUCUGGCUCAGAGGCGAUCCUGGUAAAGGGAAAACAAUGCUUCUCUGUGGUCUUGCCCAAGAAUUGAUGCAACAAUCAGGUUCGAGUCUAGUCACUUUCUUUUUCUGCCAGGCCACAAUACCCAGCAUCAAUAAUCACAUAGCAGUCCUACGCGGUCUUAUAUGGCUGUUGGCCGACCAGCACCCUUCUCUGAUAUCCUACAUCAGAAAGUCAUAUGAUACCGCUGGAAAAGCCCUGUUUGAUGAGGGAAAUUCCUGGUACAUAUUGUCAGAAAUUUUCAACAAUAUGUUGAGGGACAAGGAGUUGCCACCAGUAUAUAUCAUUAUCGAUGCCCUUGAUGAGUGUACUACAGGUCGCGUGGAGCUCUUACGUCUUAUUCGAACUGUUUCAGUGUCAUUGAGCGCCAAGUGGGCAGUAUCCAGCCGCAACUGGCCUGAAAUUGAACAAGAAUUAAUUGAGGGGAUGAAUCUCAGCCUCGAAGUCAAUGCUGCACUCGUCGUAACGGCAGUAAAUGCAUACAUCUCCCACAAGGCAUCACAAAUACCCUUCCUAAAGCAAGAUGAUGAAUUAAAAGAGGGAGUUUGCCGUCAGAUGCGAGAGAAAGCUAACGGCACAUUUCUCUGGGUUGCAAUUGUCUUUGAACGACUGAAUUCCGAAAGCGAUGCUUAUUACGAUGACACUUUUGAUGUGAUGGCAAUACUAGAUGAGAUGCCCGAGGAUCUAACUAAUCUGUACACAAUUAUGCUUGAGAGAAUUUCUCAAUUGAAAGGGAAAGGCCCCGGUCUAUGUCGAACUGUACUGGCUAUCGCAACAUUGGCGUACCGGCCCCUCCACCUUAACGAGCUCUCAACUCUUGCAGGGUUCCGGGGUAAUCUGAAGAACCUGCCUCAGUUGAACAGGUUAAUAAAGGAUUGUGGUUCAUUUUUAACGGUCCGAGAGAACCACAUUUACUUUAUACAUCAAUCUGCAAAGGAGUAUCUAGUCAGCGAUCUCUCCUCGCAAGCUAUCAUUUCCCCGCAUGGAAUGAAUGGAAUUCGGUAUAAUAUGGUUUCAAAUUCGUUGAGCGCCAUGGAGAAUACACUACGAGAGGAUAUCUAUGGACUGGAGAAUCCUGGGAUCCUCGCCGAGGAUAUUCGCCCACAGAGUCCCAAUCCUCUGGACCAUUUUCUAUAUUCUUGCAUUAAUUGGGUUGCCCAUUUGGUUGAAAUAUACAGCAGUACAGACGAUCAGAGUCUCCUGGACAGUCUUGUUGAUGAGGAAGAAAUCUUACGCUUCUUGAAGAAGCACUUUCUCCACUGGCUUGAAGCGCUUGCCUUAACACGAAAUAUAUCAACCAACAUAACGCAUGUCCAAAGGCUUUGUGAGUUUUUGAAGAUAUAUUCAUCCGCACUUCUGUUCAGCCCUACUCAAAGUUUGGUGCGAACGCAUUUUAUCGGCGAACUCUCUUGGAUAAAGCACGUAUCCAAGUCAGUAAAGGAGAGCAACUGGAGUCCUCGCCUACUGACAAUCGAGAACGGAGGCCCAGAGGCAAUAUGUUCCAGCGGUACAAAUCUCUUGGUACUGCAUUCUUCCUCUAAAAAUGUCGAAAUUUGGGAUAUGGCUACAGGGAAGAUGGUUCACACACUCAGCCACCCAAAAGUUGUUCAUCAUGCAGUAUUUUCGAGCGAUUCGAAUUGCGUGCUGACACUUUCAUGGGAUCGAUUUUAUCGCUGGAAUGUGAAUUCCGGCACCGUGAUACAGAAUGUCGGCAUUUGUGACUUUGUCGAUGAUCGAAAUUACGCUGUUUCCAACGACGGGAAGUUCAUAGCAUCGUGCAGGUAUUAUGGGAUGGAUGAUGACAGCGGAGUUCAGAUAUACCACGUUGUCGAACAGACUAAGCUGGAGCUACCACAUACUGGUGAGGCCGGUUCAAUGAACUUAUUGAACUGGUCAAAUAAUUCCAGGUUCUUGUCUGUUUCAACGGAGCACUAUACACGCAUCUGGGAAAUGCCCACAGGCAACGAGAAAUUAAAAGUUCUUAACCAUGAUGGCAAGAUUCGAAGAGUUCCCAGUUUUUCGGGCGAUUCCAAGUUGAUAGCUUUUUCUGUUGGGCAAGAAUUUGAGAUUUGGAGUUUGGAGACAGAAGAAAGGAUCCUGACCUUCAACACAGAGCAUCCAGGGGAAGUGGAAUUUGUUGAGUUCUCCAAAGACUCUAGGCUCAUUGCUGAGACUGGGUAUCACAAGGGCAACAACGGAUACCUCGCAAUCUGGGACACAACAACCGGUAGCCUGGUUCAGACGCUCGAGGGGGUCAAUACCCGCCAUAUUUGUGGAUUGGGGUUUUCUAGAGAUUCAAAGUCCAUUUACACGUACUCAGAAGUAGAAGGCUUGCAAAGGUGGGACAUUGCCUCUGGUAGUCCGAUACAUACGCUUCCCACCUCUCCAGUCAGUGGUCGGAUGACCGGAAUAGCAUUUUCUUUUGACGGAAGAUUUUUCGCAUCGGAAUCGAAGGAGGGAGAUGAGAUCUUGCUCUGGAAUCUAACCACAGCUGAAGCCACCUCUCGAACGGAAAAAACUACCUGUAGGCUACCUAUUUGUUGCCGAUACUUCGAUCCUUCUUUUGACAUGGAGUCGCCAUAUACAUGUACACAUAUUCUCACGCAACUUGGUCGCGUAGCUCUGGACAGUCUCAUUGCUCAGGCAGCGAAAAAUUUGUCCAGUUCUAAGACAGUAGCAGUAGCAUAUGACUCCAUCGCCGAAGGCUAUGGCGUAAGUCUCGACAGAUCAUGGAUAACUUGGAACGGAAAAAACAUUAUAUGGCUACCACCCGACUAUCGA